UCUCUCCCACUACCUGACUUUCCUAUUAGGCUAAUAGUACGAUAAUAACACAUUACAACUCUAAAAUUCUCCUUUCAUACAAAUACCACAACCCCCAUUAAAACCAUACUAGAGAAAACCCAUCUCCAAAGUUAUCUCCUUUUUUUCAAAUGAAGACGCCGGCACCUGAAAAAGACCCAUCGGAAAAUUCCACCGUCGUCUCACUCUCCGACCUUCCUCCAACAGAAACUCAUAAAGACAAAGCACAACUGUUUCUUGAUCUAACCCUAUCAGCAAACGAAUCCAAUCAAGAUAACUCAAACCCAGAGCUUAAUCUCAUCGGAUGUUUCAACCCAACAGAUUCCGGCGCCGGCACCGACCAGCAACAACAACCGAGGAUCUUCUCAUGCAAUUAUUGUCAAAGGAGAUUUUACAGUUCCCAAGCUCUUGGAGGUCAUCAAAACGCACACAAAAGAGAAAGAACUUUGGCUAAAAGAGGUGGGUCGGGUCAGAGAUUUGUUGGGUUUGGACAAGAACCAUACCCGAUUCGUUUCUCUAGUAUAGCUUCUCUUCCUUUGCAUGGAUCUGCUAAUAUGUCAAUUGGUAUACAAGCUCAUUCUUUGAUUCAUAAACCGGCGAUGGGAAGGCUUGCUCCGGGGAAUUACUUCGCCGGAAUGGUGGGAGGAACGCCGGUUCCGGCUGCCGGCGCCGCCAGGUUUGAGUCUAUUCCGGUGAUGGGUAACGGACGUUAUGAGUGGUGGGAGAGUGGGGGAGUUGUGAAAGGAAAACAAGAUGAAUUGCAGAAACUUGAUUUGUCUUUGAAAUUGUGAGUAGUGAUUUCGAUUUGUUUAAAUUUUUAUUUGCUUUCUUUAUCUUUGUAAUUUUUUAAUAUUGUCACCUUUUUUUAGUUAGAGAGAAAGAUAGAUUCAUGAAUUUUGUAA
Impatiens glandulifera is the source of this 920-nucleotide messenger RNA. RefSeq names its product zinc finger protein 1-like. The record is from RefSeq and is a predicted model, not a curated record. The transcript has a single exon. Gene Ontology annotation, biological process: negative regulation of abscisic acid-activated signaling pathway. NCBI's taxonomy places the organism in Eukaryota, Viridiplantae, Streptophyta, Magnoliopsida, Ericales, Balsaminaceae. Bases 150 to 809 code for a protein of 219 amino acids.